AUGGACUUUGUAUUUGAUGGGUUAGAUGCUCUUAAGGGCAAAAAGAGGACUACUUAUAAGAAAGUUACAGAUGGUGAUGUAGAAGAUGAACCAAAAAUUUCAGAAUUUAAUAUAGAAUUGCCAGGUCUUGGUCAAAGUAUUUUGUUUAAUAAUUCAAAAUUAAAACAAAUUAGAAAUAGAUUAGAAGGCAAUAAUAACGAUAGUGAGAAUGAUAGUUCACAAGCAGAAACCCAAGUAAUAGCUGAUACUCAAAUAAUUUCAAAUUUAUACGAAGGUGGUGAAGAUUUAGAAGAAAAAGAAGAGAGACGAUUCUUACAGAGAACUCAAAUAGUAGAAGAUCAUACACAAAUUAUCGAUGCUUCAGUUACAUAUAGCAGUAAGACAAUUGAGUCUAAUAAAAUGGACAACACUCAAAAAUAUAUUAACGCCUCUGAUUCAGAACCUACACAAAUUCAAAUAUCGAAAGUAGAUAAAUUAUUAAAAAUUACAGAUAAUCUUGAUAGCCAGAAGAAAGUACUUGAUACUACUUUAGAAACUCAGGAGUUGGAGACACAAUAUGGCAAGACUCAAGUCGAUAAGACUCAAGUUGAUAAGACGCAAGUUGAUAAGACACAGAUUUUUCCAACACUAGUUGCAGACGAUGAAAUUAAACAUUCUUCUACAGCAGUACAAACAGUAGAUGAUAAUACUCACUCGAAUAGUGAAUUAAAGAUCAAUGAAAUUGAAAGGCAGCUCGAUGAAGAAGAUCAGAUAUUAAAAGAAAAAUCAAUGGGUACAGAAUAUAAAAGAAAUAUAGCUCCUGUCAUGUCCAAGGUUAAAUUUUCAAAAAAUGAUUUUUUAGAACAUUUUGAUUCGAGUUCAUCUGAAGAAGAUGAAGAAGGCGUAGUAAAACUGUCUUCAACAGAACCUGAAACGGCGGCAAUGAAUCUGGAAAAUUCUCUACCUCAAUUUUCAAAGGAGUCUAAAUUUAUUGGUUUAAGCAAUUAUGAGAAUAUUUUAAAGAAGGAUAUAAACAAGCAAAAUUGUAUCGAGUUUUCUGAUAGUGAAGAUGAAACAGAAGUAACAUCCAAAGUGUCUCGUGCAUCUAAGGCUACGAUUUUAAGCAUUAAAGCAAAUUUAUCACGUCAUAAACCGGCUCAAAGUUCAAUAAAUAACAAAAAUGCUUUGGGGAACUUAUUUAGCGAUUUGAAGAAAGCUACAAAAGCUCAAAUUCUUGAUCAUAAAAAGGAAAUUAUGGAACAGAAGGGUUAUAAAAUGGAAGAAAUAGAAAAGGAGAAAGAAAUUGUAGAAAAUUUACUUGAACAAGAGAUUGAAAGAAACCGAAAGAUCAGAAUACGUGAGAAACAGAAAGAGGAAUUGAAAAAAAGGAAACAGAGAAUUGAGAAUGGUGAUCAAGAGGAAGAUUUUGCAAUUAGUGCCAAUGAACUAUCUGAUUCUGAAGUCCCAGAAAGCGACAAUGAUGGAGAAGUAAUGUCUUCAAAUGAAGAAGCGAGCGACAGUGAUGAUGAAUUGAGAACUCAGCUAGAUGCUUCAACUGGAAUUGAAAAAGAAACCGAACAAGAUGCCAGUAGAGAUAGUGAGAAAGAUAGUGAAAGAGAUAUUGAUGAGGAAAAUAUUUUAAAUAUCAAAAAUAGAAAAUCGAAAAAGAUUCAUGUAGUAAGUGAGUCAGAUUCAGAUUCAGAUUCAGGAGAAAAUUCUGUCCAGGUGGAAGCAAACCACCAACCUAGCUUAAAUACUAUUAAUUUGGGUCAUUAUGGUGAUAAUUUAUCCCAAGAAAAUAACAAUGAAAGAAAUAAUAUCGAUUCUGAUGAGUCAGAAGAUGAAGAAUUAUACAAGGAGAUGGUUAAAAAGGAAAUUGACAGGAGGAGAGAUCAAGAGAGGAAACAAAGGCAAAAACUUCGUGAGCUAAAGGACAAGGGAAUAACUGAUAUGUUUGAAGUGGAGGCUGAAGAAUCAGAAGAUGAAUGGCAUGGUAUUGGUGGUGUUGAUGGAGAGUUAUCUGAUGAAUACGACUCAGAAGUUGAAAAGAUGAUCGAUGAUUAUAGUAAAGAGAAUUUUAACGCUGGUGAAAUUCGUGAAAAGUUGGCCGCAGAGAACAAGGACAUGGAUCUGAAAAUGGUUAAUAGGAUAUUAAAUGACAUAAAAAAUGGUGGUUUUAGGAAGAGAAGAAAUGCUCUAGAAAUUGAACUGAGUGAUGAUGAAGAUGAUGAUUUGAAGGCAUAUAGAGCUAAAAGAAGGCAAUUAAUGAAAGAAAAACGCCUUGAAACUGAUCAUAACAAAAAGCUUAUGACAAAUAAAAAGUCACACGCAUUUUUAGAAUCCAUGGUUGAUGAUAUAGUAGAAGUGAAGAAUCCAUUCGACGAAAGAGACGAUAAUAUUAUGGAUGAUACCCCAGAGACAGAUGCAGAAGGAGAUGUAAAUUCUAAUGAACUGUUAAAUAAGAAGAAAAAGUUUAUUCUUUCAGAAGCAUUCGUGCAAAAAAGCCUUUCCUUCCUAAGCAGCAGCAGAAACUUAGAGGAAUUCGAAAUGAAUAACAACCUAGCUAAGGAACAGCACAGUCAUGCUGCAACUGAUAUGUUUGCCCUGAAAAGCCAUUGUUCUAUUAAAUCUCUAGAAUCAUUACCAGGUUCCCACAACAAUUCAAUUUCCUCAAAGUUGGAUUUAUUACAUGAAGAAAUAGUAAGCACACCGUUCAGUGGAUUAAAACAAACUUCAGUUAUCAAAUCUUUCAGUUCCAGCAUUGACAUAGAUUCUAAAUUUAAAGACGGGAAUAAGACUGUUAAAGUUUCAAAAUCAUACAGGACUGUUGGCAGUGCUAAGGCCUCUAUCACAUACUUAGGAAAAGCAAGAAAACUAGUUCCUCCAAAGAAAAAGGAACAUAAGCCACAUUCACAUAAAUCAAAAACUGCAUCUGCAUCUAGAUUAUUUGACGAACAAGAUAAUAGUUUUGAACAAUAA
This is a messenger RNA of Vanderwaltozyma polyspora DSM 70294, 2958 nucleotides long. RefSeq names its product chromatin-modulating protein MRC1 (gene MRC1). Lineage: Eukaryota; Fungi; Ascomycota; Saccharomycetes; Saccharomycetales; Saccharomycetaceae. Bases 1 to 2958 code for a protein of 985 amino acids. The transcript has a single exon. Gene Ontology annotation, molecular function: anaphase-promoting complex binding. Gene Ontology annotation, biological process: mitotic DNA replication checkpoint signaling; mitotic G2 DNA damage checkpoint signaling; activation of protein kinase activity. The record is from RefSeq and is a predicted model, not a curated record.